Molecule: messenger RNA, 1367 nt
Organism: Sander lucioperca (pikeperch)
Lineage: Eukaryota; Metazoa; Chordata; Actinopteri; Perciformes; Percidae
Product: transmembrane protein 255B
Exons: 9
Coding region: 176-1036 (286 amino acids)
Source: RefSeq, a predicted model, not a curated record
CACGCACGUUUCCGACCGUCCUUGAAUGCAGCAGAGGCCGGAGCAAAUUACGCACAGAGCUGCAAUGAAGUAGACUCAUAGCAGAUGUCCGUGCUACUCAGAACUCACAAAGCUUUGAGAGGUUUGUAAGCCUGAACUGAAACCUGAACUGGACUUGGACUUGAGUGGAUCUAUCAUGACUGCAAGGAUCCAGGGAGCACCAGCGCCAAAGGGACGAGCAACAGACAUGAUGGUGAGGGUCAGGAGAGCUCUGUGGCUGGUACUGGGCAUGCUCAGUCUGUCCCUGCUGCUGGUGGUGCUGGGAGUCUACACAACCACCCGGACAGAGAGCCUGAAUGUGACUGGCUACAUCUCUGGAGUUAUUCUGACCCUUGGAUCAUUCCUGGGACUUCUGGGACUGCAUCUGGAAGAAAACCGCAAAAAGCUGCUGACGGCUGCGAUUGUAUUCCUCAGCUUCGGGAUCAUCACCUCUUUUGUGUGUUUGGUGAUUGAUGGCAUCUGUAUUGUCUUAAACAUGGACAUGCGUCCAAUGAAAGCAGAGAGAUGCCAGUAUUACAGCAGCGGCAGCAGCUACAUCUAUGAGAAUUUCUACACCUCUGUGUCGUGUUGGAGUCCAAAGGAGUCUUGUAAUAUUACAGUACGAAGUGGGACCUGCUACUGCUGCGACCUGUACGACUGCGCCAAUGGAGACUACCUCAGCAACUACUACGAGUAUGUUGGAGUACAAAGCUGUGAGGAAGUUUUCACUCUGUACAUUUUAAUUUGGAACCUCACUGGCCUGAACCUCGUGGCCUUCUUCACAGGCAUCCUUACUACAGCCGUGCUGGGCAGCAUCAAGGACCUGAGGAGUAGCAGCCCUGUGACUGAGCCCUCUGAGAGCACAGCAUCUUCCCCGACAGCUCCUCUGCUGAUGGAUGUCGCCAACACACACGCAGUUCACCAGCUCCACCCAGUCAGGAGCCUCCAUGUAUUUCCCUCCAGCAGAAGGGACGGCUGCCUCACAGAGUUCUCAUCCUUCAUCGACUCCUCACACUGAGUCGAACCCUCCUCCCUUCGCCCCGCUGACCAGCCUGCUGCCUUACAGGGCCCACAGCAUCUCUGCAUGAGCACAGCAGCAGCAGCAUUUCACCAGAAAAUGACCAGAAAACAAAAGCAGUAAGAACAGAAAGGGAUAAACGGAUCAGUUUUAAUUUUUUUGUUGAUGUUGUGAGGAUGUGAGGAACUAUAACAGGCACAACUAAAAGAAAGAUAUGUUGCUCUGAAUAUUAUGCAGAAAGGCAGAUUUUGUUUUAUAGAAAUCCAAAGGCAGAUGUUUCAGUUGUAUGCAAAGAUUAUAACAUAUUUGAUUGUAUUUUGCUCCAAAACAU